GGCGGCGCGGCGGUGCCCGCAGAAUGGGCGGCAGAGCCGGCUUCUUCGAGGUGGAAAUCCUUGAUUGGGAGACAAAGAAACAGCUAUGCUUCCUAGAUAAGGUGGAACCAAAUGCUACAAUUAGAGAGAUCAGAUUGAUGUUCCAUAAAUUAUAUCCUCGGUGGUACCCAGCAAGGCAGUCAAUAAAACUUGAUCCAAAAGGAAAGUCCCUGAGGGAUGAAGAAAUCCUGCAGCACCUCCCUGUUGGCACAACUGCUACCUUAUACUUUAAAGAUUUAGGGCCACAGAUAGGAUGGACUACGGUAUUUUUGAUAGAAUAUACAGGUCCAUUGUUCAUCUAUUUUGUGUUUUAUUUCCGCAUGACUUUUGUCUAUGGACUGGAUGAGAGGUUUACAUCAAGUCCACACCCAGUAGUUAACUUGGCAUGUAUCUGCCAUUCUUUCCACUACAUCAAAAGGUUGAUUGAAACAGUAUUUGUUCAUCGAUUCUCCCGUGGGACUAUGCCACUGAGGAAUAUUGUGAAGAACUGCUUAUAUUACUGGGGAUUUGCAGCUUGGCUUGCAUAUUACAUCAAUCAUCCUCUUUACACUCCUCCUUCUUAUGGGAAAAAACAGAUAAAUUUUGCAGUGAUCAUGUUUCUGCUGUGUGAAGCUGGAAAUUUUUCCAUUCAUGUUGCACUCAGUGACCUCCGGAGAAAUGGAUCCAAAACCUGUAAGAUCCCAUAUCCAACAAAGAAUCCUUUCACAUGGCUGUUUUUCUUUGUAUCUUGCCCUAACUAUACAUAUGAGGACAAGGUUAUUUUGAUCAAUAGAGACAUAAAUGCAAAUGCUGUCACCAGAAAUAUUUUAAAUUUCCUUGGCCAAAACAGGUGGGGACCUGGAUCAGUUUCACUAUCAUGACUCAGUGUGUUCCAGUGGGACUGUUCACCUUGCUUUGCUUCAUUCAGAUGACAGUCUGGGCAAAGGAUAAACACUGCACCUACUUAAGAGAAUUCAAGGACUAUCCAAGUCAUAGAAUGCCAAUUAUUCCCUUUUUGUUGUAAGAAAAGAAGGCUCAAUUUGAAUAUUGCACAGAACCUCAAGAAGAAAACCUCAUAAAUGUCCUGCCAAAUAAAUAAAUUAAUUAAAAGGAUUUUGGCGCAUGUUGAAUCUCCACUGCUAAGGGAAACUGUAUGCACUUGAAAGCUACACUUCCUUACAUUCAAGAAUUCUCAACUCAGAAGCACCUUAACAGAUAAGGCUUCGUUGCACAGCUGCAAAAAAAAGUCCCUGCAGUUCACUGUAACCUGACUUAGAUUUUUCUGUACUAGUCUGUUUAGAUUGAUGGAUCAGAGAUCCUGAGAAGUCUGUGCUGAAAAGCAGCUCCAAAUUUAGCAGUGGCAUUCUGCAAGACAGAAGUACACUGGAACGAGACACACCAGCUAACUGCAGAGCUGAGUUCAGCCAGCAUGGCCAGCUGGCCUCAGGACAGUUGCAUGAUCUGCCUUCUUUGACUUGAAGAGAGUGUGCUGCCUGGAGGCAGGUGCUU
Passer montanus (Eurasian tree sparrow) is the source of this 1527-nucleotide messenger RNA. Its product is annotated as very-long-chain enoyl-CoA reductase-like. Gene Ontology annotation, molecular function: oxidoreductase activity, acting on the CH-CH group of donors. Gene Ontology annotation, biological process: very long-chain fatty acid biosynthetic process. Lineage: Eukaryota; Metazoa; Chordata; Aves; Passeriformes; Passeridae. Bases 24 to 899 code for a protein of 291 amino acids. The transcript has 13 exons. The record is from RefSeq and is a predicted model, not a curated record.